AUCUUUAGGCCCCAAAAUUCUUUUGUGAAAGUGUCGCAUGCCAAUUCAGGGCGUCCACCAACAGAAACAGCUAGCUUAGAGACUGAAGCCAUCCAAGCCAAAAGAAAUGUAUUAGCUUCAAGUUUAAAUUCAGCUUCUCCUCCAUUUUAUCCUUCAGGAUCCUCCAAUAACUUGGCACAAAAGGAUUUACAAACUGGCAUUGGUGGACUGCACAUUAAUCAAAACCCUACGCCAUCUGGAAAGAAGUUUGGGAAUACAAAAUCCAGCUCUUCGUGGGUACGCACUGCUCAACCUUCUCAGACUACAAGUCAUGGUAGAGAUGCACCUCCUCCUGGGAAAAUGCUUUACCAGCAAUCUCCUAAUCAAGGUGACAAAGUUUCUUCGCUGAUGCACAUCCAGGGAAUGCCAAAAGGCACUGACCAAAGCUGUACUCAACCUCCUGGUCAGGCUUUUGAUCAACAUUCUGCUGUUAACAGUUUGCUGCCUUCUUCUCCACCGAAAACCGGCUCAUCAAAAAACCAGUAUAUUUCUGGUGGAAUAGAGUCAGCCGCAGAAACAGGUGCUUUGGUUGCCAAGGAAAAAGGGUCACUCCAGCCUAGUGGAAGAGGAUCUUUUAUGUAUGGAGGGACACAGUUUAUGGGGACUGUCGGGAGCAUGGCAGCUGGUCAUGGCAAUUCAAAUUUUCCUGCAUUUCUGCCUGUUAUGCAAUUUGGUGGUCAGCACGGUGGGGUUCCUACCUUUGGAAUGGCUCUUCCAGGAUAUGUCCAACCAGAACAUGGUACCGGAAAUCCUGAGAUGACAUGGCUGCCAAUUUUGCCUGGCCCCGGAGCACUAGGAGGUUCGUAUUGUCCACCUUAUGCUGCCAUUGAUGGUUCUUACCAAGCACACAAACCGAUGUUACCUUCCUCUGCGGGAUCCUCCAGCCAAGAGAACAGUUCUAAUAGCCCUAAUGAUGAAGAACCCAUGGAGAGACCUGAUACUCGGAGAUGAGCUGAGUGGAAAGGAAGGUCCUCUUGUUUUGAAUAAGUGGAAAAAGGAGGUGAGAGAGAAGCUCCUUUGUUGCAGGCCCCUAUUGCUUCUCCAAGCUGCUUUACGGAGCACUUUAGGCUGCUAUUGUUGCCUUAUUUUUUAAAAAAAUUAGGAGGGUUGUUGUGCAAAUUAUAAAGAGUAUCUGUGAUAGCUUGAGCUGUGUGGCUUCUUUCAUCUGUAAUUUAUUCUUUUGUCCUCCGUUGGUUCCCUUUUUUCUUUUUUUUUUUGCUUAUAAAAGAUAUUUGUAAUGUUGUUGAUAUGUGUUAUGUUUUUGUUUUGGUAUUUCAACUUUAUCAAGCAAGAAGAUAUGGUGCCCUAUUUUUGAGUUUGGUUGAUGAUGAUGAUAUUUUAGUUAGCUAUCUCUCUUCGACUUGGGAGGGAUAUAGAUUGUUAUCA
Camelina sativa (false flax) is the source of this 1425-nucleotide messenger RNA. The record is from RefSeq and is a predicted model, not a curated record. NCBI's taxonomy places the organism in Eukaryota, Viridiplantae, Streptophyta, Magnoliopsida, Brassicales, Brassicaceae.